Bacillus rossius redtenbacheri is the source of this 2398-nucleotide messenger RNA. RefSeq lists its product as uncharacterized. Gene Ontology annotation, cellular component: cytosol; nucleus. The record is from RefSeq and is a predicted model, not a curated record. Gene Ontology annotation, biological process: G1/S transition of mitotic cell cycle; protein deubiquitination. Bases 111 to 2111 code for a protein of 666 amino acids. NCBI's taxonomy places the organism in Eukaryota, Metazoa, Arthropoda, Insecta, Phasmatodea, Bacillidae. Gene Ontology annotation, molecular function: cysteine-type deubiquitinase activity. The transcript is spliced from 10 exons.
GCGACUUGUAUACAGUAUAUAUAUUCAAAGGUGUGACCGGGCAGUCAAACGGGGCACUGGUCUCGCCCGGGCGGACAGUGUCCCAGUGCGCGGCGACCGCUCAGCCCGCCAUGCGCCGGAGGAACGCCGUGGAGAUCCGCUCCCGCAGCAGCAACAAGUUCUUCCGAGGAUCACAGAUACAAACUAGCUAUGAUUCUGAGGACAAUGGCGUGUAUUCAGACUUCAGAGUAGAUUCGAGGUACGACAUGGUGAAGGAAAUACCGUUCAGUGAUUUUCGUAAGUAUUGUCGUAAUGAGAAGAGCUGCAAAACAAACAUAAACUGGAAAGACAUUAUACUCCCAUUAAUUGAUCCUGAAGACAUUGAAGAAGGAAAAUUGUUGUACGUACCCGGUAGAAAACAGCCCAAAACAAGCUCAGUUAAUAAAGAAAAUGUUGUUCGUGGUGUUCGACAAAAGAGUUUCAAUGAGAAAACAGAGUUAGUGAACUUAAGAGAGACCAAUGUAACGAGAAUUCGUUCACCUAUCUUACCACAGAAUAAUGAUUAUGAUGAAUUUGAUGCUUUAUUGACUCGUACACAGACAAGUUCACAAACUGCAGGACAAAAAAUUAGCGAACACAUAAAAAUAGUAAACAAGAAAAAUGAGAUUUCAACACCUUUUCCUUUACGAGUUACAACGAAUCAAAUUAAUGGUGAUAAAACAUAUAAUGCUGCAUGUGUUCCACGAUUCAGCUUUCCUUUCACGAGCUCUGAUCACGAACAAGCUCGUCAGUGUAGUGAAGCCAGAAUCUACCAAAGAACUCGUGCGCCGAAGUAUACAGCUGUUAGUUUGACCUCCGCCACAAAAUCUCGCCGAAACGCUGCGAAAACCAAACCCAAAACUAAUCGCAAAUCUUCUGUUGCAGAAGCCCCUUCGACCCGAGGUAAAAUUAGUAUCCCGUCAAGGAAAACCAAUAUUGUGAAUACACGGGUCGUUUUAUCUGAACCUGGAUUUGAGUUUCCAGACUUUGACAUUGAAACUGAAGAGCUGCAAUAUGACACAAGAAAGCCGAGCCAUUUUAUUUCUGCAGCUGCCCCGCGCCAGUUGAAGCCUUAUGAAAUUGGGCUGGUGAACCCGGCCGGCAGCAACAGGUGCUGGCUGAACGCCACUCUGCAGGUGCUGCUGGGCAUGUCGCGGCUCCUGCAGGACCUGCGCCAUGCCGAGCAGGACGGGAGCAGGACCCCCUCGCCCGUGCUGCAGGAGCUGCUGCGCCUGGCGAGGGCCAGGGACCGCGGCGAGGGCGCCGAGGUGCGCGCGGCGCUCGCGGCCUUCCACGACUCGCUGGUGGCGCUGGACCCGGCCUUCACCAGCGGCCGCCAGCUGGACGCCGCAGAGUUCCUCACCAGGCUGCUGGAGUACCUCGGCGCGGGCCCAGUCUCCAGCAACCUGGAGUUCGUGCUGGAGACCCGCGCGUCGUGUCCGAGGUGCUCCAGGAGCUGCCUCAGCGAGGAGGUGCACAGGAUGCUACUCCUCGGAGUCGCCGACGCCAGCCAGGAAGUCCACCUGCAGGCUCUGGUGGAGUCGUACUUCACCGCAGAGGCCCGGCGGUGCGAGGACUGCAGUGCCGAGUGCAGGGGCCGCACUGCCUUCAGAGCGCUGCCCAGGUUCCUCAUCAUACAGCUGAAGCGGUACGUUAUGCAAGAUGGCGUUGCACAGAAGAUUUGCCAAGCUGUUAGAAUCCCUUCAAAUCUCUUCAUGCAGAAAUCGUAUAGUAAUGCGUCAUAUCAAAGUGCACAUCAGCAAAGCUCGCCGAAAACAAGUUCAUCAGAAGCAUUCCCAGACACUGCUGCCCAAUCAAACAUGGAUUCCCACUACAUUCCACGGACGAGAACUCCUGGUGAUGAAUACAGCUACAGAUUGAUGGGGACAGUCAUCCACCAUGGCUCAAGCCUACACUCAGGCCACUACGUAGCAGACGUGUACAGUUGGCAGCAGGGAGCGUGGUACCACUACAACGACAGUUCCGUCUCGCCGAUUACGGAACAGGAGGUCCUGGGCUGGGACAGACAGCGGAACAGUUACAUCCUGGUCUACCUGUCCAGCCUAGAUGCCCGGAACUGUGCGAGGGAGUAAGGAAUAACCUGAAUAAUUGAAGAAAUGGCACAUUCUCUGAUAAAGUUGUUAAAUAUGCUACAGAGGUUUAUGUUUAAAUAUAUUUUUUUUAUAUUUAUUAAAUUUACUGUCAAAGUAUUGUUCUUGGAGCCUGCUCCACUUCAUAUCCAUGUCCUCUUGGCACUAUUAGUUUAUGGAUUAGCAGCAGUCAAAAACCACACAAUUACAUAAAUGUGGAUAAAACACACGAUAGAAUAUAAUCAUGUUCAAAUACAUUUUCUUGCACAUUCAUAUGAAUUUUAUGGUGC